Messenger RNA from Anisakis simplex (herring worm), 426 nucleotides. NCBI's taxonomy places the organism in Eukaryota, Metazoa, Nematoda, Chromadorea, Rhabditida, Anisakidae. The record is from the annotation of a GenBank genome assembly.
AUGGAUAUGUCAAAUGAGGGUAGUGGUUUGGGAAUGAAAAUCAUGAACCAGGGCAACAUCAAGACUAGUACGACGACCCCUCGACUUAUCACAAUCAAUGAGCCUCAGUCGCAUUAUGUGAAACUGAACGUUGGCGGAGCGCUCUAUAGCACAACAAUAUCAACACUGGUCAAGCAUCAGUCGAUGUUGCAGGCGAUGUUCUCUGGACGUAUGGAGGUGUUGACAGAUAACGAAGGAUGGGUGUUAAUCGAUCGUUGUGGCAAACAUUUUGGGACGAUUCUGAAUUUCUUGAGAGAUGGCAAUGUGGCACUGCCGGAUUGUCGUGUGGAGACGAUGGAGAUUUUGGCUGAGGCGAAAUAUUAUUUGAUUCAGGUUGAUUUUAGAACAAAUUCAAACGAGAAAGAAAUUGAGUGUUUGUGUGAUUAA